Molecule: messenger RNA, 2640 nt
Organism: Macadamia integrifolia
Lineage: Eukaryota; Viridiplantae; Streptophyta; Magnoliopsida; Proteales; Proteaceae
Product: probable galacturonosyltransferase 14
Exons: 6
Coding region: 349-1950 (533 amino acids)
Molecular function (GO): polygalacturonate 4-alpha-galacturonosyltransferase activity
Source: RefSeq, a predicted model, not a curated record
AACAGGAGAGGGGUCAAAAAAAAAAACCUCUCUCUCUCUCUCUCUAGUUUUCUGUUUCUCCAUGGGAGAGAAAGAAGGACCCAGUUGGACUUUUUCGUCGAUUCUCCAUUUCUGAACUGAAAAUCGACCAAAAAACUCCAAAUGCCGGAUUCAGAAGGAACCGACAAGCCCAACUGGAGAAAGGCCAAGAAGAGAUCUCAAUCUCUAUUGCAAUAUUUGUCGAUCUGUUACUCUCGAACUAUUGGAUCUGAUGGUGAUUUUUGUGGGAUUUCCCGACCAUUUCCUAAGCUGGGUUCCUUCUUUUAGGUUUGUCCUUGCCCUGACGACGACGAGGAGGCAUAGACGACGAUGCAGCUUCAUUUCUCCCCUAGCAUGAAAAGCAUCACGAUCUCGAGCAGCAAUGGGUUUCUUGACUUAAUGAAGAUCAAGGUCGCAGCUCCCCACGUCUCUUAUCGUACCCUUUUCCAUACGAUCCUCAUCCUUGCCUUUCUGCUGCCUUUCGUCUUCAUUCUCACCGCCGUCGUCACCCUCGAAGGUGUCAACAAGUGCUCAUCCCUCGAUUGUUUGGGAAGACGAUUGGGACCAAGGCUUCUUGGUAGGGCUGAUGAUUCAACGAAGUUAGUAAAAAGUUUAUAUAAGAUCCUCAACCAGGUCAACACUGAGCAGAUCCCAGCUGACAUGAAGUUGCCGGAAUCGUUCAGUCAACUUGUUUCUGAAACGAAGAAAAACAAUUAUGAUGCUAAGACUUUCGCUAUGAAGCUAAAGGCAAUGAUGGAGAAAUUCGACAGGGAGAUUAGGGAAUCCAAGUUUGCAGAGCUCAUGAACAAACAUUUUGCAGCAACCUCCAUUCCAAAGGGCCUCCAUUGUCUCUCCUUGCGUUUGACUGAUGAGUACUCCUCCAAUGCCCAUGCACGGAAACAGUUGCCUUCUCCAGAAUUACUCCCUUUGCUUUCUGACAAUUCUUACUACCACUUUGUCCUAGCGACUGACAAUAUCCUUGCAGCUUCUGUUGUAGUCACUUCCACUGUCAAAACCUCUCUAAAACCUGAGAAGAUUGUCUUCCAUGUUAUCACUGACAAGAAGACGUAUGCGGGUAUGCACUCAUGGUUUGCACUUAACCCUCUUCCCCCAGCAAUUGUUGAGGUGAGAGGUGUUCACCAAUUUGACUGGUUAACAAGAGAAAAUGUACCUGUGCUUGAAGCUAUUGAGAACCAACAUGGUAUCAGAAACUACUACCAUGGAAAUCAUGUUGCUGGGGCCAACCUUAGUGAGACUACUCCUCGAUCAUUUGCUUCCAAAUUGCAGGCCAGAAGCCCAAAAUACAUUUUAUUACUCAACCAUAUCCGCAUAUACCUCCCAGAGCUGUUUCCAAACCUUCGUAAGGUGGUCUUUCUAGAUGAUGAUGUGGUAAUUCAGCGUGAUCUGUCAGCGUUGUGGGAGAGUGACCUCAAUGGCAAGGUUAAUGGGGCAGUAGAAACCUGCAAAGGUGAAGAUGAGUGGGUGAUGUCUAAGCAUUUCAAGAACUACUUCAAUUUUUCUCAUCCUUUAAUUGCAGAGAGUUUAGAUCCUGAUGAAUGUGCAUGGGCAUACGGUAUGAACAUUUUUGAUUUACGUGCAUGGAGGAUGACAAAUAUCAGAGAUAAAUAUCAUUCUUGGUUGAAGGAGAAUCUGAAUUCAAACUUGACCCUGUGGAAGCUUGGCACACUACCUCCUGCUCUAAUUGCAUUCAAAGGCCAUGUUCACCCAAUUGACCCCUCCUGGCACAUGCUUGGUUUGGGUUACCAGAAUAAGACCAACAUCGAGAGUGUGAAGAUGGCAGCAGUGAUUCACUACAACGGCCAGUCUAAGCCAUGGCUAGAGAUUGGCUUUGAGCAUCUCCGGCCUUUUUGGAGCAAGUACGUUAAUUACUCUAAUGACUUUGUGAGGAACUGCCAUAUCUUGGAGCCAUAGGUGAGAUGGACGAGUGGCAAACAGAAAGUGAGAGAUGGGACAGAGAUUUAACUGGGGAUGGGUUCCCGUAAGUUUUGCAGUGGGAUAUUUCGAUGUCAUCCAUCUGAGGAAAACAAGAAAUUUGACCAUAUGGAUAAUGCUGUCUGAUUCAGAUACUCUGCCAUCCCUCCCACCUUUGCAGAAGAGGACCUGCAUUACUUGUGGGCACAAGAGACAUUCUUUCAUUCUGUAAUAUAGCAAUCAAUGCUUUAUUUUUUUGGCAGGAAGGGGGUAGUUUUCCUUUUCCCUGACCUUCCAAGGGGUAUCUAGCAUUAUCUUGUCUAUUAGCUGGGUGUUGGGAAGGAGCAAGGGUAUUCAUACUCAUGGCCAGACCUGCUGACUUGGAUGCCUGAGCAAUCAUGCAGAUCGAUGCAAUAAACUGCUUUGGACAGGUUCUUUUGUAAGCCAACACCCAAGAUAUCCUCUUAUUUUUGGGGUAGUUUCCUGUUCCCGUCCCUUUUUUACUUUUCUUUCUUGAUUGGGUCUUAACCCCAUUUUUGUUCUUUUGUAUUCAUUAUGGUGAUUAUAGGUAGUGGGUAAUGGAGAUUGUUGUGUUUUGGGUCCCAUUUCAUUGGGGGAACUUUUUUUAGGCUAUUUUUUACGAACAAUUCAUGAGAAUAUUGAAAUUGUGCAGAUAAUUCUUUUUUGGCA